GGAUGGAUGAUCCGGUCGAGUUCCGUCAGGCCAUUGGAAAGCUCCUGGGAUUCUCGUUAGUUGAGAUUGUUAUAUGUGAGGGGAGACGAUUUUACGAACUUCACCGUUUAGUCCAACUGUCACUACAAGUGUAUUUACCAACUAAGGAGUUGAGUCGGGGGAGGGCCUCUGCGCUAAGCACGGUUUCACGACUGUUCCCGCGGGGUGAGGACGGGUGGCGACACACCGGUCCUGUAUACAUUCAGCAUGCGCUUGCAGUAACUAAAGAUUCAACGGAUCCCACUGCCGAAGACCUUUGUUUUCGCAUGGGACAGUACUUUCGAGAUCAAGGUUCCUAUAGCAAUGCAGAGAUCCAAUUUCGUCGAUGUAUUGCACUUCGGGGGAAGGGAAAAGAAUAUGGCUGGGAGAAUGAGACCCAAGGAAGAUUUAUGCGCCAGGGGGUGGCAAGCGCAGAACGAGGAAAGAGCAAUAUAACCGAGAAGAUAUUUCGGACUUUACUCGGAGGUCUUAAGAGGUCAUUACGCCCGAACAGCCCCGAUAUGCUAAAGUACAUAGAGUACCUGGCUCUAGCGCUAAGAGACCAGGGAAAGUAUGAUGAAGCAGAGACGAUAAAUCGGCGUAUUCUGGAGCGGCGCAGGAGAGUUCUCGGGCCAGACCACCUCAGCACUCUAACAAGUAUCAGCAACCUUGCUGCGGUGCUGCGACGCCAAGGAAAGUACGAUGAAUCAGAGGCGCUGAAUCGGCGUGCACUUGAGGGGUAUGAAAACAUUCUUGGACCACACCACCACAGCACCCUAACAAGUGUCAACAACCUUGCUCUAGUGCUGCAAGAACAAGGAAAGUACGAUGAAUCAGAGACAAUGAAUCGGCGGGUACUGGAGGGGUUUGAAAAUGUUCGCGGGCUAGAGCACCUCCACACCCUAACAAGUGUCAACAACCUGGCUGAGGUUCUGCGAUACCAAGGAAAGUACGGUGAAUCGGAGACGAUGAAUCGGCGUGCACUCGAGGGACGAGAGAGGAUUCUUGGACUAGACCACCCCAGUACCCUAAAAAGUGUCUGCGACCUGGCUGCGGUGCUGCAAUACCAAAGAAAGUACCCGGAAUCAGAGCUGAUGAAUCGGCGUGCACUGGAGGGGCGCGAGAAGAUUCUUGGACCAGACCAUCCCGGUACGCUGACAAGUAUCAACAACCUUGCUUCAGUGCUGCGAGACCAAGGAAAGUACGAUGAAUCAGAGGCCAUGAGUCGGUGUUCACUGGAAGGGCGCGAGAAGAUUCUUGGACCAGACCAUCCCAGUACGCUAACAAGUAUCAGCAACCUUGCCUCAGUGCUGCAAGACCAAGGAAAGUACGCUGAAUCAGAGGCCAUGAGCCGGCGUGCACUAGAGGGACGCAAGAAG
Messenger RNA from Tuber aestivum (summer truffle), 1397 nucleotides. The record is from the annotation of a GenBank genome assembly. Lineage: Eukaryota; Fungi; Ascomycota; Pezizomycetes; Pezizales; Tuberaceae.